Acanthopagrus latus (yellowfin seabream) is the source of this 5408-nucleotide messenger RNA. It is a transcript of the gene mical1, whose product is annotated as microtubule associated monooxygenase, calponin and LIM domain containing 1. The coding region runs from base 405 to 4253 and encodes 1282 amino acids. The record is from RefSeq and is a predicted model, not a curated record. The transcript is spliced from 26 exons. Lineage: Eukaryota; Metazoa; Chordata; Actinopteri; Spariformes; Sparidae. Gene Ontology annotation, molecular function: FAD binding; protein binding.
GCUGGAGCUCGCGCUCAGUCUGUCGCUGAACCACCAGAACGUCCCGGAAGAGACUCGGCGCGUGCAGUGUGUGCAGGUGAGCCUCGUACCUGUUCACAAAGCAACAAACACGGAGACAACAUGGGGACGACAGCCGGGAUGCGAACUGACGGACACCCGCUCCUAACACGACUACAGAGCUGGCUGGAGAUCUGUAUUUGAUCCAACAUCCUGAUACACGCUGCGUUCGCCAGACACGCUGCCAGAGCUUACACAUGCAAUAAGAUGACACUUCACCCAGCAUGACCACCUUCAAAACUAUAUAUAGAGGUCUGUCACGAAUGCUGAUCUUUAACGUUAACCAACAGACCCAGUGAACAAAAGGAGCAGGCCGACCACCACCACCACCAUCAUCAUCCUCCACCAUGGCGAGCCAGGACUCUGAAAACCCUUCGCACGCUGCAUUCGAAGACUUUGUCCAGGCGCAGACUUGUAAAGAUGUGAAGCAUCAUUUCGCUGAGCUCUGCAAGCAUCUGGAAAUCAAUCCCAAGGAUUUCAGGAGCUUUUACGCCAAGUUAAAGGAAAGACUGAACUACUGGAAGGCCAAAGCCCUGUGGACCAAACUGGACAAAAGAGCAGCUCAUCCUGAUUACCAGCAAGGAAAAGUCUGCGCCAAGAACAAGUGCCUCGUGUUGGGUGCUGGGCCAUGUGGGCUGAGAACUGCCAUCGAGCUGGCCCUGCUGGGGGCUCAGGUGGUGGUGCUGGAGAAGAGAGAGUCUUUCUCCAGGAACAAUGUUCUCCACCUGUGGCCCUUCACCAUUUGUGACCUCCGCGUGCUCGGAGCCAAGAAGUUCUACGGCAAAUUCUGCUCCGGGUCACUGGAUCACAUCAGCAUCCGUCAGCUGCAGUUGAUUCUGUUAAAGGUGUCGCUCCUCCUCGGGGUGGAGGUGCACACGGGAGUGGAGUUUCAGGGCUUGAUCGAGCCCUCAGGGGAAAACGGUUGGAUGGCCAAACUGCACCCUGGGUCUCAUCCUGCCGCGUCCUUUCAGUUUGACGUGUUCAUCUCUGCUGGAGGAGGCAGGUUCGUCCCUGAUGGGUUUAAGCACAAGGAGCUGAGAGGGAAGCUGGCCAUCGGCAUCACAGCCAACUUCGUCAACAGAAACACGGCUGCUGAGGCCCAAGUGGCGGAGAUCAGCGGCGUGGCACGCAUCUACAACCAGAAGUUCUUCCAAGACUUGCUCACUGAGACGGGUAUCGAUUUGGAGAAUAUUGUCUACUAUAAAGACGAAACCCACUACUUUGUCAUGACUGCCAAGAAGAAGAGCUUGCUGAAGAAGGGGGUCAUUAAACAGGACUACAGCGAUGCAGAGGAGCUGCUGGCUCCUGCAAACGUGGAUCACGAGGCUUUGUGCCACUAUGCCCACGAUGCUGCGUACUUCUCCACAGGUGGCAAACUGCCUGACCUUGAGUUUGCUAAGAACCAUGCCGGCAAGCCUGACGUGGCGAUGUUCGACUUCACCUGCAUGCACCGUGCUGAGAAUGCCUCUCUGGUCAGGGAGAGGAGGGGGAAGAAGUUGUUGAUGGGUCUUGUUGGAGAUUGCCUGGUGGAGCCCUUCUGGCCUCUGGGUACAGGUAUCGCCCGUGGCUUUCUAGCUGCCUUUGACACAGCGUGGAUGGUGAGGAGCUGGGGCAUGGGGGUCCCCCAUCUCAAGGUCCUCGCUGAGCGAGAAAGUGCCUACCAGGUCCUGUCCCAGACCACGCCAGAAAACACCAGCAAAAACUACGCCAGUUACAGCAUCAACCCCAAAUCACGGUACACGAGAGUGAACCUGUCCUCCAUCCUCAGCCACCAGGUGCAGCACCUUUAUGAUGUUGAUAAAUCCAAUCCAUCCAGCAAGAAACAGAACAAGUCCUCGUGCAUGCGUCAAGAUUCAGGCGGCGGUUUUGAGGAGUUGUUGAAAUGGUGCCAGAAACACACGACGGGUUAUAAGAAUGUGGAUGUGAAAGAUCUGACCCAGUCCUGGAGGUCGGGUCUGGCCCUGUGCGCUCUGAUCCACCACUUCAGACCCCAGCUCAUUGACAUGUCCUCCCUGGAUGAAUCCAGCGCUGUUCACAACAACCAGCUGGCUUUUAGCAUCUUGGAGAAGGAGCUGGGCAUCCCACCUGUCAUGUCGGCCAGUGACUUGGCCAAUACCGGUCAGAUAGACAAGCUGUCCAUGGUCCUCUACCUCACACAGAUCCAAAAGGCCUUCACUGCGCCAGCGAAAGAACCCGCUGCCUUCCUGCCGUCGUCCAAGCCUCUGACUCUCUCCCAGACGCAGGCAGCUGUCUUUUUCCUGAACAAGCUGAAGCACAACUCUCUGCAAAGACGCAAGGAGAAGCUGGCAUCUGAGAAACGAACAAGAGAGACAAAGAGGAUGGGAGAUGAGGACAGUACGGCGGUGUCUCCUGUGUCCCCUGAGCUCAGCCCUGCUCCUGCUCCUGAGCCUGAGCCUGAGCCCGAGUCCGAGCCUGAAGCUGCCACCGUUGUGCCGAUGACCACCAGUGAGGAGUGUUACUUCUGUGGUCAGAGGGUCUACGUGCUGGAGCGCAUCAGUGCUGAGGGCAAGUUCUUCCAUCGGAGCUGCUUCACCUGCCAUCAGUGCAGCAUCACGCUCAGACUGGGAGGAUACACCUUUGAUCAGACUACAGGGAGGUUUUACUGUGAGCAGCACUCAGAAGAUCUGGAGCUGGCAAACGGGGCUGAACCAUCUCGUAAGCAGGAUAGUGAAGGAAAUCUCAAAGGGGCGGAAGAGGAGCUCCAGAUUUCCAGCGAUGAAUAUGCACCGUCUGGAUCAGAUGACGAGUAUGAGCACACUCUGGACUGUGGUCCCUCUGGUCACACACAGCCACAUAAACCUGAGGGACAGGACCACCAUAUACCUAAAUCCAAAGAUGAGUCUCUAGAACCAAAUCCAUCAAAUAGGCUCACAGAUACCCCAUCGAAAACUGGGGUAGCAGCACCCACUGAGGAGGAGACGGAGGAGUUCAAGGUACCCUUUCCUGUCCCCAAGCCCCGCUUCUCUCGGCAGACAACACCCAGCCCUCAGCCCUCUCCUCCAACAGCAAAACCUCGCACGCUCCACAUUCUUAACCCCUCCACCCCCGAAAAACAUUCAUCUCCAACCCCUACAAAAGAGAUCUCCAAGCCAGCACCUGACUCCCGCCCGAAGCAGUCGCUCCGGAAGCUUCAGCUCACCGAUGAGGAGAAAACACAGCUGGUAAAUCUUCAGAGCUUCAGCGCAGACUCUGAUUCAGAGACGCCUGGAGGAUCUUCCUCCUGCUCUUCUUCCUCUGCAACUGCAGGAGGUCCAAGCCCACCUAAACCGGAGGGCCUGGACGGUCAAGAAGAAGAGGGCUACUGGAGCGGGAGCACCGCUGGUCACAUCCGGGAGAAGAGGAAUCGUCGCUGCUUCAGGAGGAAAGAGAUGCCGAGCGGGCAGACCAGAGUGCGAUCCAAGUUCUCCCCCUGGAAUCUCUCGUCUCCGAGGAUCAGCAGAGACACCCGGCUCAGCGUCCUGGUCAGUCAGCCAGGGAGAGUCGAAACAACAUUCAGACACGUUCACAGCGCCUCAGAAGAGGGUGUCGAUGGAGAUGACGACGACGACGAUGACGACGACGAUGAUGAGAUGUUUGAACAAGAUGCUGACUUAUUUGAUGAGAAAUUUCAGACAUUGCCAACCGACCCUGUUGAGGCUGAGAGGAUGGAGUUGAUGAAGAUGAGGACACUUGAGCGGCGAGCAAAGAUGAGCGAAUUACAGCGGCUGCGUAAAGCCCAGUCCAUCCAGAGGAGGCUGGAGGAGAUCGAGGUGGCUUUUAAGGAUUUGGAGGGAAAGGGUGUAGAGCUGGAGCAAACCCUGCGAGGAGAGGCUGGCAGCGGCGGCUCUCCCGACAUGAUCGAGCAGUGGAUCCAACUCGUCCACGAGAAGAACGCGUUGGUCUCUGAGGAGUCGGACCUCAUGGUGGCGUCUCGACAGCUGGAGCUCGAGGACAAGCAGAGCACGCUGGAGUUGGAGCUCAGGAAAUUCAUGGAGCUGGAUGACAAGACCUCCGAGCAGCAGGCAGAGGAGGAUCGGGUCCUCCAGCAGCUGAUCGAGGUGGUGGACAUGAGGGACUCCUUGGUGUUGUUCCUGGAGGAGAAGAGGCUGAAGGAGAUGAGCGAGGAGCAGGAGGCCUUCUCCAUCAGGGAGGCUAAACGCCACUCCAAGGCAGGAGCUCAGGUUCACUGGGAGUAAGGCUUUCACGCACACAUAUACUCAGCAUGACCCUGUACGUACUGCGCAGUAGAUCACGUCGGCUGUAUGUGAGACUUGCUGCUUUUCAGACUUGGAACCUGAAACUUUUUGAGAAGCCAAAGAUGCGACAGAAUCGUUGAGGAGGGUGACCCGCCACAAGCGCUCCCUCUUUGUCGAACGUGGGAUAAAGGGUUUUGGGCUUAAGGGGCCACAGGCUGAGUGAAUAUAAGUUGCAAUCCGCCCCCUAGAGGGAGACAUAAGCUUGGAGAUCUGAGAGCUGAGCAACUCUUCGGCUAAGCCCCGCCUGACGUGAUAAGAGGAGGUCACAGCAGCGGAUCACAUAUGAGAGAGGACUUUUUAAUGUCUGCUGCACUAUUUAACAACCACCACACAGCAGAUUAUCGUCAUCCAACCUCAGACUUGGUGUCAGAAACAUGUGACUGAGUGCAAAUAAGCCAAGACUUUAGUGGAGGAGCCUGCUGUAGACGGCUCUGGAGCCUUAGCGACGGAUCUUGAAUAUUGAAAACAGAAAUAGAUUGUGUUUUUUGAAAAUUCUUCAAUGUUCAUGUUGAUUUUACUUGUGACAUCACGAAUAAGUGCUUCUGUAAGAUACAUACCGUAAUUCUAUGUUAUUUGUAUACUGAAUAAAUUCUAGAAAAUACGUCGGUGGAGAAAAAGCAAAGAGGUAGUGAAAUAUUAGAAUUAUUAAAUUCCGUUAUAAUUGCUGAUUAUAAACACUUUUCAUUUAUGAAUUUUAUGAAUUUUUGUAGCACUUCCUGCUGUUCACCAUGUCCUUCCUUUCCUGAUAGCAUGUUGGAUAGUUAAUCUCAGGGGUUGAUUGUUCAGUCCUCUAGGAUCAGAUCUGUGGUGGUGGUGUAUUAUAUGAACACAAGGGAUUUAAAGGAGUGAAAGAAAAACAGACUUAACAGACUGGUUGUUCAUCUAUUUAUACUUUAAAAAAAAAGAAAAAAGAAAAUGCCAUCCUUUUAUCAUUUGCAGCUGUUCCAUGUGCUGACAGAAUAGCCAAAAAUCAAGACAAGAACCAGUUUGUUGGUAGUGAAAAGGAGCCUUAUAUAUCUAUUGUUCUGCUGCCAUUUUGUGCCACCUGGGUGGCACUUCACAGUAUAUCAAAUAAAGAUCAUGCACUUUAAUGUU